AUGAGCGAGCGUUAUCAACGUUGGUUGCAAAUUUUCAAACAACUCAAUAAAAACUCACCAACCAAAGAAGAUAUCGAAUUGAUUGCACCAUCACAUAUUAAAGAGGAAUAUUUGAAGUUGCAUCCGCCAAAAAAAGUAGUUUCGAAACCGACUCCAAAAGUGAAACUCAAAAGGUCAUUCGAUGAAAGGGAUUGUCUUCCUGAACCAGUGUUAAAGAAACACCGCGCUGAUGUGGUUAUUACCUCAAGGAGCGAAACGAUACUUCAAACCAAAGAUUCAGCAUUAUUAAGACGGUCACCUCGGAAACACCCUUCAUCACUGGUUCGUCCAACAGCAUCUAAAAAAAUUAAUUCGCCUUCCAAACCAGUGGCACGUCGAAGUUUAACAAAUUUACUGGAACCAGAAACUUUUCAAAAUAUCGAUAGGUUGUCUCCGAAUUUUGUAGUACCAGAAAGUGAACCUCCUGCACAUGUCGCUCAAUUGCACAACGAUGAGCAGAUAUUACGUCGUUCUCCACGAAAACAUCCUUCAUCAUACAAUGAAGUCCUACUAUCGCCACAAAAACCUUUACUAUUAUCACAACCAAUCAUUUGUCGUCGCUUGAGCAGUUUACUAGGUUCAGUAAGUGAUAUUGAAAAUGAAAAGGAAAGUAUCAGCUUAAAUAGUUCAUAUGAAGCAAUCAAUGAAGAUGAAAAUAAGAAAAAUCCGGAACAAAAUUCGCAAGAAUUGAUUAACAUAGGUGCUGAAGAAGAGCAACAGCCAUUUGUUGAUGAAAAGAAAUGUUUAAAGAGGAAAUUAAGAGAAAAAAAUCAAAAUUAUCGACGUUUAAAAAUGAAAAAGAGUUAUGUACGUGGUACUUCAUUAGCAAAGAAGAAUUUCAGAAAAUGGCGAAAUACUCGUAACAAACGCUGA
Molecule: messenger RNA, 912 nt
Organism: Brugia malayi
Lineage: Eukaryota; Metazoa; Nematoda; Chromadorea; Rhabditida; Onchocercidae
Exons: 7
Coding region: 1-912 (303 amino acids)
Source: RefSeq, a predicted model, not a curated record